Molecule: messenger RNA, 2212 nt
Organism: Vombatus ursinus (common wombat)
Lineage: Eukaryota; Metazoa; Chordata; Mammalia; Diprotodontia; Vombatidae
Gene: FZD5
Product: frizzled class receptor 5
Exons: 1
Coding region: 8-1786 (592 amino acids)
Biological process (GO): non-canonical Wnt signaling pathway; canonical Wnt signaling pathway
Cellular component (GO): plasma membrane
Molecular function (GO): Wnt-protein binding; Wnt receptor activity
Source: RefSeq, a predicted model, not a curated record
AUCAGAGAUGGCUCGCCCUGACCUGGACUCGCUGCCUGGGCUGCCGGGGCCGCCGCCACCGCCACUGCUGUCGCUGCUGCUGCUGCUCCUGGCGCAGCUGGCGGGGCGGGGAGAGGCCUCCUCCAAGGCCCUAGUGUGCCAGGAAAUCACGGUGCCCAUGUGCAGGGGCAUCGGCUACAACCUGACGCACAUGCCCAACCAGUUCAACCACGACACCCAGGACGAGGCUGGGCUGGAAGUGCACCAAUUCUGGCCCCUGGUGGAAAUCCACUGCUCGCCAGACCUGCGCUUCUUCUUGUGCUCCAUGUACACGCCCAUCUGCCUGCCCGACUACCCCAAGCCCCUGCCUCCCUGCCGCUCGGUGUGCGAGCGAGCCAAGGCCGGCUGCUCCCCGCUCAUGCGCCAGUACGGCUUUGCCUGGCCGGAGCGCAUGAACUGCGACCGCCUCCCGGUGCUGGGGGACGCCGAGACCCUGUGCAUGGACUAUAACCGCAGCGAAGCCACUACGGCCCCCCCGCGGCCCUUCCCGGCCAAACCCACACUGCCCGCCCCGCGCAGCUCGGCGUCCUCUGGCGGGGAGUGCGGCGCCUGCAAGUGUCGGGAUCCUUUCGUGCCCAUCGUGAGGGAAACGCACCCGCUCUUCAACAAGGUGCGCACCGGCCGGGUACUGAACUGCGCGGUGCCCUGCUACCAGCCCACCUUCAGCCCGGACGAGCGCACCUUCGCCACUUUCUGGAUCAGCUUAUGGUCCGUGCUCUGCUUCGUCUCCACCUCCACCACGGUGGCCACUUUCCUCAUCGACAUGGAGCGCUUUCGCUACCCCGAGCGCCCGAUCAUCUUCCUGUCGGCGUGCUACCUCUUCGUGUCGUUGGGCUUCCUCGUGCGCCUUGUCAUGGGCCACGCCAGCGUGGCCUGCAACCGUGAGCAUAGCCACAUCCACUACGAGACCACCGGUCCGGCGCUCUGCACUGUGGUCUUCCUGCUUGUCUACUUCUUCGGCAUGGCCAGCUCCAUCUGGUGGGUCAUCCUCUCCUUCACCUGGUUCCUGGCGGCCGGCAUGAAGUGGGGCAACGAGGCCAUCGCGGGCUACUCGCAGUACUUCCACCUGGCAGCCUGGCUCAUCCCCAGCGUCAAGUCCAUCGCUGUGCUGGCCCUGAGCGCUGUGGACGGCGACCCCGUGGCCGGCAUCUGCUACGUGGGCAACCAGAACCUGGACUACCUGCGGGGCUUCGUGCUGGCCCCGCUUGUGGUCUACUUGCUCACGGGCACGCUGUUCCUGCUGGCGGGUUUCGUGUCCCUCUUCCGCAUCCGCAGCGUCAUCAAGCAGGGAGGCACCAAGACGGACAAGCUGGAGAAGCUGAUGAUCCGCAUCGGCCUUUUCACCGUGCUUUACACAGUGCCGGCCAGCAUCGUGGUGGCCUGCUACCUGUAUGAGCAGCAUUCCCGGGAAAGCUGGGAGCGGGCCAUCACCUGCCCGUGCCCCUCGGCGGAGCCCGGGCAGCCCCGGGCCAAGCCCGAGUACUGGGUGCUCAUGCUCAAGUACUUAAUGUGCCUGCUCGUGGGCAUCACCUCGGGGGUGUGGAUUUGGUCGGGGAAGACGGUGGAGUCCUGGAGGCGCUUCACCAGCCGCUGUUGCUGCCGCCCGCGGCGGGGCCACAAGUCGGGCGGGGCCACGGCCGCCCGGGACUACGCGGAGGCCAGCGCAGCCCUGACCGGCUGCAGGACCGGGGCCCCCUGCCCAGGUGCGCCCGCCUACCACAAGCAGGUGUCCCUGUCUCACGUGUAGCGCAGCCGGGCUGGCCACGCGAAGGCUGAAGGGCUGGGUGUUGGAGGCAUGGGAUUGCGGGAGGUCGGGGGAGUUGUUUAGAACAGCCGAUUUUGGUAGCUUUUUAACAGGUCAUUUGUUUUGACUUCAUGGUGCUGCUGCUGCUGCUGCUGCUUCACUUCGGAAUUUGGGAGGAGGGAGAAGAGACAAUUUUGAGGUGGAACACAAGAUAGAUAGUCCCGAGACUUCUGAAGGGACCUCGCUUUUUAAAUAUAAUUUUUAAAAAAUUUUCUCAUUUUCAAUCCUCUGUGGGUACAAGUUGCUUUUUGGCAAUGAACCCUACCUUGGCUUUGGGGAGGAGGGAGGGCUGGCUUUAAAUGCUGAGACUGGGCAUUAUAAUGAAGUUCAACUGUAUCCAUUUUUUAUGAACUUGUUUCUAGCCUGUUA